Molecule: messenger RNA, 681 nt
Organism: Larimichthys crocea (large yellow croaker)
Lineage: Eukaryota; Metazoa; Chordata; Actinopteri; Sciaenidae
Product: SLAIN motif-containing protein-like
Exons: 5
Coding region: 43-663 (206 amino acids)
Source: RefSeq, a predicted model, not a curated record
AGCACGAGCUACAGGCUGCAGGACCUCACAGAUGUCCACGUUAUGGCUCGUAUACAGGAAGCCAGUUUAAGACAGGACUAUGUUUCCACGCCUGCCACUGCUUCACCAAGGAGAGGCUCUGAGUCACUGCCUGGUUUAUCAGCACUGAGCUCUUCCUCUUGUCAGUCGCCGACAUCUGUGACUAUAAAGAGCUGCCAAAGUCCACAAAUGACCAGACUUCACCAGGAAGUCACUCAGUUCAAACUGCUUAAACUUGCCCAAAGUCGAGCAGCAUCGCCGGGAAGGACCAGGUCACCUCUGCGGACCAGCCUCCGCUCCCUCCAGGCUGUUAGAAACAGUCGAAGUUUAGAGGUCGAUGACUACCAACCUGCAGAAAACGCUUACCCCCCAUCAGGUGCAUCAUCAGCAGCCAUAAAGGGGUCCAGUUAUUGGUCAUCACUUUCUGCAGCAUCCAUCAGCUCGGAAGUCUCGUUCCACCCCGUAAGAGACUCUUCAGACCGGACGAAUGUCGUGAGGAGACUGCAGAGGUCUCAGUCUGCCAGCCCCUGCAGGAUCCCUCACCCUGUUAAGAGAUACCUGUCUGUUCGUGGACGUGUUUUUGCAUCACCUGAGAGGUCGGCGACUCUGGCUUGGGCCAGAAAUGUGCCAUCUACCCAAAGAUAAAAGGUGUUAAAACAUAAA